This is a messenger RNA of Diorhabda carinulata, 5040 nucleotides long. Its product is annotated as integrin alpha-PS1-like. The transcript is spliced from 4 exons. Gene Ontology annotation, molecular function: integrin binding. Gene Ontology annotation, biological process: integrin-mediated signaling pathway; cell-cell adhesion; cell-matrix adhesion. Gene Ontology annotation, cellular component: integrin complex; external side of plasma membrane. NCBI's taxonomy places the organism in Eukaryota, Metazoa, Arthropoda, Insecta, Coleoptera, Chrysomelidae. The record is from RefSeq and is a predicted model, not a curated record. Bases 182 to 3421 code for a protein of 1079 amino acids.
UGACAUUUCAUGGGAGUAGAUUGAAAAACGUUGUUUUCUCAAGAUCUCGAGUACGAGAUCAUGAAUGUUUUUCAGUUUAUUUUUUAAUUUAGAUUUUGUAUGUAAUAUGGAUGUGCAUUACCACCUGUGACUUUAAUUUGUUAAUAUUUCGUUAUUCGUGAAUUGAAAAAAAAAAUCGAAAAUGUUUAUUACACGAGGAACUUUAAUUAUAACUUUAAUUUUCUGCAGUGAAUAUAUUUCGUGUUUUAAUUUUGAAGAUAGGGAUCCGCUAGUUAAAAAAGCUCCCGAAGACCAAAAAGGUUCUUACUUUGGUUUCAGCGUUGCCCAACACAGCACCCUAAAUUUACCGAGCAACCAGUCGGAUAAUGAAUUUUGGAUACUUGUAGGAGCACCCCUCGGAAAAAAUUUGCAACCAUACACGAAUCAAUCCGGAGCUUUAUUCAAGUGUCCAAUUUCUAAUUAUGACGAUGACUGCAUUCAAGUAGAAACAGAUGGUAAAAGAUUUGCCGAUUUCGAUUACGACGAUACAGAAACAGAUUCCUCAGUUUUAAAACCUCACGAAGCUAAUGAAAUUAAAGAAGGGCAAUGGUUAGGAGUCACCGUCAAAUCACAAAAACCCGGUGGUAUUGUAAUAGUUUGUGCACACAGAUAUAUAAAAAGUGAAAAUUUAGAAGAAUUUCAUUAUGGUCAAGGUCUCUGCUACCUUUUAGAUAAAGAUCUGAAUACCUAUGAGAGUUUGUUAUUAUGUAAAGGUAGACCUAUGGAAAAACUCCAUCAGCAGUUUGGAUUUUGCCAAGUAGGUACUAGUGCAUCAUUUGUUGGGGAUGAGUUUGCUUUGUUAGGUGCUCCCGGUCCUUAUACUUGGAGAGGUACUGUCUUUGGACAGAUUGUUGUUGGAGAAUACCUCAAUAGAGACAAGACUACAUAUCACGGGCCGUUUGGAGACAUUGAUAUAAUUGAUAAAUACAGUUAUUUGGGCAUGAGCGUCGGCGGAGGGCAUUUUUUCAGCAAAACUGAAUAUACUUACAUAGCCGGAGCACCGAGGUCUAAAAUGGUCGGACAGGUGUAUUUUUUCAAAAAAUACAGUCUCAACGAAGAUUUGAAUAUAUCUUUAAUAUUAACAGGCGAACAAUUCGCGGCUAGUUAUGGUUACGAAAUACUCGCGGUCGACGUUAACAACGACGGUUACGACGAUUUAUUAGUAGGCGCCCCCUUUUAUUAUAGCAGCGAAGAAAAAGGUGGAGCAGUAUAUAUUUAUUACAAUAUAAGAGAUUGUAUUGAAGACAACAACUGUCAUUAUGAUAACGUAUUGUAUGGAAAAUUAGAAUCUAGAUUUGGAUUCGCGAUGACCUCGUUGGGUGACAUAAAUAAAGACGGUUACAAAGACGUCGCCAUAGGAGCCCCUUACGAAAGCGAUCACGGAGCCGUUUAUAUAUAUUUGGGUUCAGCUAAUGGUUUAAGUAACGAACCUUCACAAAUAAUUAGAGAAAAAAAUAUAAGAGCACUGGGAUAUUCUUUGAGCGGCGGUCUAGAUAUGGAUGAUAACGGUUAUCCCGAUUUAUUAGUGGGAGCGUUCGAAUCCGACAGGGUACUUUUAUUUAAAGCCAGACCAAUUAUAGAUAUCAAAAUAACAGUGGAAAGCACGGAAUUAUUGAAUAUAAAUGCUUCGAAAAAAGGUUGCCACAACAUACCCGACAAUAACCAUACGUGUUUCUCGUUUAAAACUUGUUUUAAGGUUAUAGGAGAUAUUAAAAAAGACGCCAACUUCGACGUAAUUUACAAUAUAGCUGAAGAAAAGAAAAUCGUCAAUAGAAUUUGGUUUGUCGAUGAAUUACAUCAUGAUAAACGAUCACCGUAUAAAUCGGCAGUUGUACCGGUUAGCGGAUAUUCAAAAUUAUACUGUCAAGAAGAAACGGUCAAUUUAAAAGACGGCGUAAGCGAUAUAUUGACACCUAUCGAAUUUAGAGUGAAUUAUACUUUAGAAAAUAACACCUACCACACGCCGAUCUUGAAUAAAACUUCCGUUAAAAUAAUUAGGGCUAGUUUUCAAAAAGAAUGCGGCUCCGACGAUAUUUGCGAAAGUAAUUUGACGUUAACGGCGAGUACCGAUUUGGAUUUGGAUGAAACCGGAGCUUAUAAAGUGCAAAUCAUAAACGAAGAUUUCGUUUUGGAAGUAAACGUUUCUAAUAGCGGCGAAUCCGCUUACGAAGCCAAACUUUUCGUCGUACAUCCCAAAACGAUAAGUUACGUAACGUUGAAAAACGACCGUAACGUAUCGGACGGCAUCAAAUGUUUGUUUAAUAACGAAACCUUGGUAAUUUGUAAUAUAGGCAAUCCCUUACAAAAAAAUACGAAAAUUAACCUCAAAUUGCGUUUCGAAAUAUCGAGGGAUAUCAAAGAUCCGAAAUUGCAAUUAAAUAUGUUCGUCAAUUCUACGUCCAAGGAAUUAUCUAAACAUACGUCAGCGACGUUGGUUGCGGUUUUAAUGAAAAUAGCAAAGUUCCAGAUAACUGGCAAGGCGUCCUCGAAUUUGUUUUAUGGUGGAAAAGUGAUUGGAGAAUCGGCGGUUAAAUAUUUGGAUGAUAUCGGCGCUAAAGUUAUUCACAAAUACCAAAUUGAUAAUAACGGACAAUGGGAUUUAGCAGAUGUAAAGGUUUUCAUAAAAUGGCCUUUACAAGUAUCGCCAGGUCCGGAUUAUCCAGAUAGACCCGGUAAAUGGCUUCUGUAUCUCGAAAAUAAUCCGAAAUUGUACGGAGUCGACGGUUUCUGCGCUCCGCUAGGAACCGCAAGACCCAACGAAUUACAACUAAAUACCUCAAAAUUCGAACCGGACGAACCGGAAAAUUUAAUGCUACCCAGCGAUUUCGAACAAAUACUUAAUAUGAGCAAAUCACAUUCUCGAAGCAAAAGAAGUACUAACUAUAUUGUCCCGUACGAAGUGACGGAAAAAGGGGGGAAAAGAAGAAAAAUCGUGAUUAUGGAUUGCUUUUCCAGAAGUGCAAAAUGCAUCGACAUAUUAUGUACGAUAAGAAAACUUAACAAAGGUAACCAGGCUGAAAUAGACAUCCAAUCCCGUAUCUGGAAUUCGACCCUAGUUGAAGAUUACAGCAAUUUGGAUUGGGUCGUGAUAAAAUCGACGGCAACGGUGGUAAUCGAAGAUGGGUCUUUCAACAUUAGCUCCGAUACGAUUUCCGAAUAUUCAGCAGAAACGAUCGCGUAUCCGGCAAUAGUUUCGGCGGAUACAGAAUUGAAUUGGUUGAUAAUAGGCGGUGCCGUAUUCGUAGGAUUGCUACUUCUCAUUCUACUCAUAUUUGUUUUAUAUAAAUGCGGUUUCUUCAAAAGGAAACGUAUCAGUGACGAUCCUACGUUAUCGGGAAAUUUACAAAAGAAAAGCGAAGCCGAUCAUUUACUUACAGAAUAAAAAAAACGUUGUGUCGCCAUUGAUAUAAGUUAUUUAAGAAGUUUUAAAAGUAAAUGUGCCGAAAUACAUGUCAUUUUCACCUAAAUUGUUCUAAUAAAACAUUUUAACAAAUACAUCGAAAAAUAUGACUGAAAAUAUCUACCGAAAACACUGUCCUAUCAUAUUAAAUAAUUAGAUUAGUAAAUAUUAAGACGGGGGCGGCUUUAAGGGGAUAUUAAUAUAUUUGUAUUAAUUUAAUUUUUGAUUAUAAUGGAAAUUGAAAAUUAUUUUGGAAUUAUUACUUAACUUAUUAGUGCCAUUGGACGCUAAAAUAUUUAUUUGCUUUUUGAAUGUUUAGAUUUAAAAAAAUGUUUAAAUUAGUGAUUGAUUUGUGCCUUUCACUCCAAGUAGACUCUAAGAUUUACUCUUUUUAACUCGGAUUUUUAAUUAGAAUUAUUAUUGAAACACCCUGUAACGUGAAAUCAAAUGAUGACUGGAACGUGAUUUAUAGAAUCUUUUUCUUGAACAACAUCCGGAACGAUAUGGUCGUAUUCGAUACAAACGGAAAUAUUGAAAAACUUUGUACUUAUUUCUAGUGAAAUAUUUAUGUAAACCCGUUAUUAGCUGUACUUAACAAUCACUCUGGAUUAAUGGGAAAUUCAUUAGUAAAACUUAAUUUUGAGUUGUUUCAUAAAUAUAUUGGUAAAUGAUUUAACAUAAAAGUAACUAGAUAAUACAUUAUAUUCGGAAUUUCUAACAAGUGAAAUCCAUGAUUAUUUCAACUUCAAAAUUCAAGUUUUGCCAAAAAGUUUUUGAAACAUAAAAGGACUCGAUUAUGUUUUUAUAGCCUCAAAUUAUCAUACACUGGGUAUAUUCUUCGUGCUUCGCCAUUUAUUUAAUAAUAAUAUAUGAAUACAUAUAUAUUUAGUAUUUAUUAUAAAUAUUUCCCAUUUAUUUAUCAUUAUAAACAAAAUUGAAAUCUACUUCAUUUUAAAAUAAAAAAAAAUUCCGUCUCCUUUGGCAACUAUAUUUUUUAAUUACAAAACAAGUUUGUAAUUUAUGAAAUUAUGUGUAGCUUAAUAUUUAAAAUAAUUUUAGGCAGCUAAUGCGAAAUUUCAAAAAUUUUAUUGAGUAGAUUUCAUUUUUACUGUCGCUUCAUACAUCGUUCUGCCAUUCCAAAAUACUGGAUAAUCCGUAGUUUUGAUCUCUCAAAAUCACGCCAUUUUUUAUAUGAUCAACAAAAAGAAUUUAAAAAUCAUUCAUGGAAUAAUGAAUCAUAUAUUUGUGGUAAUUUUUGUGGUCCCUUAGUAGUAACUAGAAAAAUCUGUUAACGGGCUUAAAACAAUAAAAAAUUUAAAAUAUGAUGUAGGAUGAAUUUUCUUUGUUUUUAUCUUUCUAACAUUAUCUGAAAUAUCACCAAUUUUUAAUACAAAUUUGAAAAUAUCAAAUUUCGAAAUCAUUAGUUAGGUUCAAAUUAAACUGAUUUUAAAAAACUAUAACAAAAUUUCAUUUGUAAAAAAUUAAGUUUCUCGUAUUAGUUUUCUGGGUAUAAAGUUGUUUUGUGUUUUGUGUAACAUAAUUUUUCUCAAUAAAUUUAAAACUGGAUGAUUUUUCGAUUUCGUAUGACAAAAAAAAACAAA